AUGUAUUCUUGGAAUUUGGUGUUUCAUCCAUAUGGUACCAUUAUGAAAAUAUUCACAGACCAGUAUUACGAGGCGUUUGUAUACUUCAAUCAAUUAGUGGCCUAUAGACGGGUGGAUAACAUAACAAAUCUGAUGCGACGUAUAAGAUUCGUACGAAUCCAAGCUAGAGAUUUCAUCUGUUCCUUAGAACAUACGCACAAAUCUGAUUGGCUGACUUUGUAUUCUGGAAAACGAUUUUUUGAAAGUAUGUGGAUAAAAGACAUAAAGAACUGAAAGAACAAGCCAUCAAAGAAAAAAUCAACUCAUUUGCUCAAACGGUUUUUGAGUUGUAGAUGUAAUUUGACAAAUAUUUUGGCAAAACCACGCCUCCCGCUGACCACGCCCUCGGCGGAAGAUUAUUGGCCCUAUUUAAGACAGGUGCGUCGUUCGCCAUGCUGACUAGUUACCGUG
This is a messenger RNA of Acanthoscelides obtectus, 450 nucleotides long. The record is from the annotation of a GenBank genome assembly. Lineage: Eukaryota; Metazoa; Arthropoda; Insecta; Coleoptera; Chrysomelidae.